AUGAUGCAAUCAAAUUGCCUCCUCCUCCUCCUCUCCCUCUUUCUCUUUGCUACCCUCCUCGCCGACGGCGAACGUUUGUGUGAUGGCGAACUUGUGUGUACAGUCGAGCGGGCUGACAUCAACGACUCCCGCGUGAAAGAAAUGGCAGAGUUCGCUGUGUCCGAGUUCAAUAAGACAUCCCGGAAUAAAGAGUUGGUGUUCCAGAAUGUGGUCAGCGGCCUUGUUCAGCUAGUACAGGGACUCAGGUAUACACUUGUCAUUGCGGUUAGGGAUGAGUCCUUGCCUUCUAGCCCAAUUCUGAAUUAUGAGGCUUGCGUUCUUGAGGUCCCUUGGAUGAACUCCACGACGCUGGAUUCAUUCCGCCAAGUUUACUAUGACACCGUCAUUAAAGUUUCCGAAAUUGAUCGCUCAAAGCUUCCAUAUUGA
Molecule: messenger RNA, 426 nt
Organism: Argentina anserina (silverweed cinquefoil)
Lineage: Eukaryota; Viridiplantae; Streptophyta; Magnoliopsida; Rosales; Rosaceae
Product: cysteine proteinase inhibitor 1-like
Exons: 1
Coding region: 1-426 (141 amino acids)
Molecular function (GO): cysteine-type endopeptidase inhibitor activity
Source: RefSeq, a predicted model, not a curated record